AUGGUCCUCGGUAGACUCGUACAUUACGCUGUAGACGCUUUGGCUAUAUCGACUAUCCUGGCGGGAGUCAAGAAGACUACAGGUUUCGCCCCUGCAACUGAUCAAAUACCCGAUUCAUCAAUCAAAUCAGUCACCGACACAUACCUUUCUGCAGGAGAGACUGUAUUUAGUAUUAUAGCUGGACAAACUGUGACCAGUCAAUAUUUCAAGAAGACUUAG
Messenger RNA from Kwoniella shivajii, 219 nucleotides. RefSeq lists its product as uncharacterized. NCBI's taxonomy places the organism in Eukaryota, Fungi, Basidiomycota, Tremellomycetes, Tremellales, Cryptococcaceae. The record is from RefSeq and is a predicted model, not a curated record. The coding region runs from base 1 to 219 and encodes 72 amino acids. Gene Ontology annotation, cellular component: cytoplasm. The transcript has 2 exons.